This is a messenger RNA of Onychostruthus taczanowskii (white-rumped snowfinch), 1011 nucleotides long. It is a transcript of the gene CCNI2, whose product is annotated as cyclin I family member 2. Gene Ontology annotation, molecular function: cyclin-dependent protein serine/threonine kinase regulator activity. The record is from RefSeq and is a predicted model, not a curated record. The transcript has 7 exons. Gene Ontology annotation, biological process: regulation of cyclin-dependent protein serine/threonine kinase activity; mitotic cell cycle phase transition. Gene Ontology annotation, cellular component: cyclin-dependent protein kinase holoenzyme complex; cytoplasm; nucleus. Lineage: Eukaryota; Metazoa; Chordata; Aves; Passeriformes; Passeridae.
AUGAAGUGUCCUGGACAUAUAGACAGCUCAUGACUUGCCUUUUUUUUUUUUUUUCUGGAAAAUGCCUUAGCCAGAGAGGCCAGGAUUUGGAAAGUGCCAGUUUUCCAGAAUCUCACCAUGAAGGGCACAGAUAUCUCUGUGUCAGGUUACAAAAAAGCAGUUCUCUGGAUUGCAGAAAUCAGAUCCCAGUUCCAGUUUUACCCACAAAUGUUCACCUUAGCCACCAGAAUCUUCAAUGGGCUGUUGGCAUCAGGAAAAGCCCAAUUAAAAUAUCUGCAGUGCAUUGCAAUUUCCUGCCUUGUCCUUGCAGCAAAAACCAAUGAAGAUGAGGUAAUACCAUCAGUGCAGACGCUAGCGGUGCAGAGCAGAUGUAAACACUCUCCAGCCGAGAUCUUGAGAAUGGAAAGAAUUCUACUGGGUAAGCUUCAGUGGGAUCUUUACACAGAAACACCAAUGGAUUUCUUAAACAUUUUCCAUGCCAUGGUGAUGUCCAGCUGGCCCCAUCUCCCACCCAGACUGCCUCAGAGGAAUCCUUCCCUCCACGUUGCACUCUUGACCAAGCAGCUGCAGCACUGUAUGGCCUGCCACCAACUUGUGCAGUUUAAGGGCUCCACGCUGGUUUUGGUGAUCAUCACCUUGGAGCUGGAGAGGCAGACUCCUGGUUGGUUUCCUGUUAUUACUGAUCUGCUAAAAAAAGCACAGGUGAACAGCACUGAAUUCAUCCACUGCAAAGAGCUUGUGGAUCUAGAGUUAAUGUGCUUGCAGCCACCCAAUGCUGUUAAUAUUUUCUAUCCCAUCAGCCAAGCUGUGCAGGGCUAUCCCAAGGCAAGGCUAUCCUGCCAGCACCCUUGUGAAUGGCAGAGUUCCCAACAAGGGAGGUUGAGGGUUGCUGUAAGCCAGACUGUUUCAGCCCCUUUCACACCUACAGCCCAAAUUCCUGAUCAAACCACUGAGACUGAAGAAUGCUGUGAUGGAUUCAGACUCCUGCACAGUGAGGAUGGGGAGCUGUGA